CCUCCAUUGUGAAUGUCACAGGUCGCCCUCCUCACCUCUCCCUUCCGUGGGAGGUUCAAUCCCCGUACCGGAGUGGUAGUAAUUAGGUCUGGGUUGUGCCAUACUGCUUCGAGCGGUCUCCCUUUGUCUACCUACUCGAAACCGGCGUCCUCCACCUUGAGGCCAGAUGUGCUCCUUUCGAUAAAGGCAUCAAGAUUAUAAACCUUCCAAGAUGAAGGUCGCUUGUCUACAGUUUGCGCCCGAGCUGGGAAAGGUGGAAGAGAAUAUGCGGCGGGCGGACGCGAUUCUCUCCCAAACGGUUCUUCCGGCGAGACUGGACUGGCUCAUUCUCCCCGAAAUGGCCUUCUCAGGCUACAACUUCCACUCACUCUCAGAGAUAACCCCCUACCUGGAACCUACCACCUCCGGCCCCACUACUCAGUGGGCCAUCCGCACCGCCCUACAACACAACUGCCAUGUCACAGUCGGCUACCCAGAGACGAGCAGCACACCGGGCAAGGCCAGCACGCACUACAACAGCACCGUCACCGUCACCCCCUCUGGGACCGUUCUCCUCAAUUACCGCAAAUCCUUCCUCUACUACACAGACGAAACCUGGGCUGCAGAAGGCACAGGUUUCUAUGCGGGAAAUCUGGGAAGUCUGGGAAAGGUAUCCCUGGGUAUCUGCAUGGAUAUCAAUCCCUAUCGAUUCAUCACUCCCUGGGAUGCCUACGAAUUUGCUAGCAAAGCCCUCGAGGCGCAAACACCCGUCAUCUGCGUCAGCAUGGCAUGGCUCACUACGUUGAGUCCCGAAGAACUAGCGCAGGAGCCGCUACAGGCGGAUUUCACGACCCUGACGUACUGGGUUGAGAGAUUCCAGCCGCUGGUGGAGAAGAAAGCGUUGGAGCCUGUGUAUGUGAUUUUGGCGAAUAGGUGUGGGAUGGAGAAGGCGGCGUGCUAUGCAGGGACGACUACGGUGCUGAAGAUCGAGGAGGGGAGAGUCAGCGUGUACGAUGUGCUUGGGAAGGGGGAGGAGAGGUGCUUGGUGGUGGAUCUGAAUCAGACACCCAAAUUUCGAGUUAGAAGUGACUGAUGUGUCAUGGUAUGCAUCAUUGAUGCAGAGUUUCAAUCCGGAUGGCUGAGAUGUGAUAUAGAGGGGAUAGAAGAUAUCCACGGGCGCCGCAGGCGCUCUUGACGAAUUUAAGGCUUGUUUGAUGACUG
This is a messenger RNA of Westerdykella ornata, 1200 nucleotides long. Its product is annotated as N-terminal asparagine amidohydrolase-like protein. The transcript has 2 exons. The record is from RefSeq and is a predicted model, not a curated record. NCBI's taxonomy places the organism in Eukaryota, Fungi, Ascomycota, Dothideomycetes, Pleosporales, Sporormiaceae. The coding region runs from base 212 to 1072 and encodes 286 amino acids. Gene Ontology annotation, biological process: protein catabolic process. Gene Ontology annotation, molecular function: protein-N-terminal glutamine amidohydrolase activity; protein-N-terminal asparagine amidohydrolase activity.